Molecule: messenger RNA, 950 nt
Organism: Trichobilharzia regenti
Lineage: Eukaryota; Metazoa; Platyhelminthes; Trematoda; Strigeidida; Schistosomatidae
Source: the annotation of a GenBank genome assembly
GAUAAUCUGUACAACGCGACUACAUAAGAAAGAAACAAACAAGCAAAAAUAAUAAACAAUGCCUAGUAGAACAGCUUCAUUAAAUUUACUUCGAAAAUGCGAAUAUGUUGCAUCUGGUCAGAUAGGCUCAUGCCGAAAAUCUAUGCUUACACGUGAGACAUUACAACGGCCUAAACUAGGCGAACCGUUAACACGUGGACGACCUAAACAACCGAAGAAUUUCACUUAUGGUAAACCGUAUAAAUAUUAUCCGAACGGGAUUAUUGAAUGCUUAACUUGGCCAAGUGAUGAAGACACUAAGACUAGUAUUGAUUCUGAAUGUCUGCCUAGAGAUUUCCAACGAAUCAAUGUUGAAUCAGUGAAAGAAGGCAUACAUCCAGUACCUGAUUGGCUAAGAUUUGCAAAUGAGAAAGAUUAUCGAUUGAAUGCUACUAAGCGCGUAUUAGGACGCUUGAAGAAGCCUAAAUUUCCGGAAAAUAUGUGCUUUGGUAAACCAUAUCGUCCACCGACACCAAUGGCUUGUGUAAUGUCGCAUGAAUAUAAAAAUCUAUGGGAUCAGCAAGCUCUGGAACGCAACAAAGAUCGUAUGACUCAGUUGGCAAGAUCACAAAACGAUAUCCCUCAACCGCUGGACUCAACUGCGUCCAUUUUAAAUAUAGUACCAAUUGAAUGGAAUACAAUGUCAAAACACGAGGAUUUAGCACCGUACAAAAAACUAUGGAAGAUGCCAAGAUUUACUGGUGAAAAACAGCGUAUAAAAACAUAUUGGUCUGAACGUCAAAUACGUCGAAGUUGAUGUGUAUAUUAAAAAGAGAUAAUGAUAAGAUUAAAUCAAUAACUCCCAUAACAUUAUUAUUUCAAAGUGUAAACACGAUAACCAGUGUUGUGAAGUGUAAAUUCAUCAACUGCCUGAUACCUGAUGGAAAAACAUUCACUUUACUCCUUUUGCG